CCUGAAGCCUUUUAGGGAAACUGGAGGGUUACGGUUAAGUGGAAAUCAUUGCGAGAGACUCGGCGGUGCAUUCAGCGCUGAGGACUCGAUUCAGAACGGCCUGUCUGUACACCGAAGAACUCUGAGACUCCCUCCACCUUCCGACUUGCACGUGUAGGUUACUAUACUUCAGACAGACGGAGUUAUGCCUCAGAAGACUUGUUCACUUCCCGCGUCAAUUCGAUUGUAGGGAGAGUGACUUGGCGGCAAAUCGCACUGCCGGUGUUUCGCGGUGACUUGUUUUGUUGUUCGAUUCUCCUCCGUCUGUUCUCUGAGCUCUCCGGAGUCGCGGGUCUCCCAGGUGCGGCUUCCUCUUUCAACGACGCGUGGAUCCCCCGCAAGAAGGUUGCGCUUGUUGUUUCCGGGACAAGCCGUGGUCGAACUGCGCCCUCGUGCGGUCGAGAGUUUAUUCUGGCCAGACGCUGGCAUAGUUCCGCUUUCACAGAGUCGCUGCAAGAGCCUGUUCGUGGCCACAGAGGGACACGAUACUUCCUUCUGCAGGCGGAGACUGUGAGCUGUCUCAAGAGCAUUCCUCGACGCAUGCGACUUGCAGAGUCCAGACAGCCGAUAGGGCAUGCCUUCGUCGGCCCAGCGCGUGAUUGAAAGCCGUCGCGUUCUGUUUGAGAAAGUUGAUUUUAGCGCCUCAACCGUCCUAGCGGGGUCGCAAAUGCUGCGGAAGCCGUCCCCAAACCCAGAUGCGGACUACCAACCCCACACACCUACCUUCGGCUGACAGAUCUCUCUCCCGUCAUUUUUCUCAUUUCUCUCUUGCUCUUCCUUUUCAUCACUCGCCCACUUCUUUUUUUCCUUCUUCCUUUUUUCCUCCUGUCUCUGUGCACUCCUUCAUUUCUCUCCUCCUGCUCCUUCCCUCCUGUAAUUUCUCUCUUUCCUUCACCUGUUUUUAUCCUCUGCGGUGUCUCUCUCCUUUGCUCUGUCCGUCGCCUGUCUCGGUCCGAUCGUGAACGCCAGUCUCGGUUUUCGCCAUUUUUCGCUGCGCCUUGUUGUCUGCGUCUGUUGCUGUCGCUCCUCCACAUUUCUUCUGCUUCUUUCAACAUUUCCUUUAACUUCUCUCUCUCCAGCUCGUGUUGUCUUCCACUUUCGCCUUUUCCAGCGUGUGCACUGUUCCUCCGUUGCCUCCUCAACUUUUGCUUUCUUCGCAAUAUCUACAACAUGCGGGCGUUUCCGGACGAACGGGAUGAGGUCCCGACGCGCGGGCGCCUGCGGGGGAGGUUUCCUGAGCUCGACAGCCGCAGCGACGGCAGCCUUCGAGUUGAGGAACGGACAGACAUGGGCGAGCGAUAUCUGGUGGACAUGACCACCGGAGAAAAAAUCAUUCCUGGAUCACGCAGGCCAGACGGCACCUACAGAAAGGAAAUUCGUGUCCGCGCAGGAUACGUCCCCUUGGAGGAGCGCCGGACGUUCCAGACGCGGCAGCAGCUGUCGCGAAACGAGAGGCAAGUGCCAGGAGCAGGAAACAUUCCGGGUUUCUCUCCUUCAGCUUUUCCGCCGGGAUACUCGGGCAUAGCCUCUCCAAGUGGAAAUGGAAAGCGAGCGCCGGCUCGAAAAGGCGAGAAGAAACAUGGAGAAAAGACUCCGGAAGAAAAGACGCCAGCAGCCAAGGGGAAGCGAUGUGGAGACGCUGAGACUCCCAACGCACGGGAGGCAGACGACCUCUGUCGAGACAUGCAAAAGUUGAGUGUCGGCGUUCAAGAAAAGGAUACACCCGUUUCCGAAACUGACAGCUUGAAAAAAAGAGUACGGAACGUGAAGAAGAAGCUGAAGGAAAUUGAGGCGCUCCAGCAGAAGGUGGACGCCGGCCAGACACUCGGCGCAGAACAGAUGGGUAAACUGCAGCGGAAGAAGGAGCUCGAUGCAGAGGUGUUGGACCUCGAGCGCCGCUUGGCAGAAUUGGAGAAAAAUUGAAAACUGACGAUUUCAGGCCUUCCUUUAGUCUAUUUUUCUUGGAAACAGAGGCGGAUGCAGUGUGGGAACUGUUUACUGAGGCCAAGAGCACCACGCCCUUCGACAGUCAUGUUGGCUAUAAAAGAGCUGGGUGUAUAUUUCUUUACGGCUUGCGGCGUUUAGGCGCAGACCCGUUCGCCCAUAGACACUGUUGCUUGUGUCCAACACAGAACUUGAUCAGUGCAUGAAUUUGCCGUUUUGCUCUAACACUAUCUCUGACACAUUUCUGCCGGACCUGGGUAAGGCUGAGGAAAAGCAUAUGUCGUUUCGACGAAGGGAGCCUCUCCACAGAGAAGAGACACAACGACAGUUUUGCACGGCUGGUGACUCCUCUCCCUGGUCAGAAUGAGAGAAGUUGUGCUACGAAACGAGAGACUUUUACAGGAGUUACUGAGCACUGCAGAACUCUCUUUGGCGGUUUCACCGGUUAGAGCAGUCACAGGUCAAGACUGUAGAGAUACAGCUCUUUGUAGCACCAGAAAAACUGAACGAUUACACUUUUCUGAGUGGUUUGGGAAACCAGAGAAAGUGUAGACUUGUGUUUCUCCGACGCGGUUGAGCGUUUUCUUCAGGAAAGUGACGGGGAAGCUACGGGACUGUGGGUACUGUGGUCACAACGCAGGAGCGCAGCUUCAUUCUCCUUCCAGAAGUUGACAGGUGCAAUUUCGGCCGGUGUAUCGGGUUCUCCAGAAUAGAACGUUUAAACACACCUGGAGAAAUAACGGGGAAGGAGGGCUAGGCUCUCUGGAGGCAGAAAAAAGCACGGCGGUCGUGACGGGGGUUGUAUCGCAAGUGUUGAAGAGACGUAUCGCUUUGAAACAAGAACUCAACUUUCCCGAAGUUGUUGGAAUAAGGAGACCCGCAAGUUCCUCCGAUGGGAAUAAAUCAGAUUCUUCGAGUACGCUCUGCAUCUGUAUCACUAUCUUCUUAGGCACGGACUUGACUCUCAGCCGCAGCGAAAAGUCAAAUAUCCACGUGAAUUGUAUCUCCAGCGCGCCGCGUCCGGAUCAUGUUGGACGACUCUCUGCUCGAGCGAAACGCCUACUAUGAGAACAUGUCCUGGGGUCUGCGUACUACGUUGCACUUGUGAAGAUCUCUUGGGAUACUACGAAGCGCAAAAGUGAUGUUAGCAUAUGGCACACCGAGGAAAUGGGUUUCGGGGUCUUAGCUCUUGAGACGAAUGCAUUCAGAAUUUAGUUCUCCAUCAAGCUUCGGACGAACUGAUGCAGCAACCCCCAGCAACCGUUUACGAUGCAACACCUUCAACAUCAAGCCAGAAAGUGCUUCAGCCAGCACACAAUUUCGUGGAGAAACUGGACGAGAUAAGCAGAGACAUUCAACAGUUGGCGUCGCAAACUUGUGCAACUCCCAAGAACGUGACCAGGCGAAAGCUAACGGAUAGAGAAGCGGAAACAGUCACACUUUAAACCACUCGUUGAAUCCCCAGAAAUGGUUUCCCAUGCAUGCCGUUGGUUAAGUUCGCAAACACACGCAAUCAAAUCCAUUAGAGAGGCUAUUAUCCCACUUGUUGGACCGCAUACGCAGUGUGAGUCAACGAGUCCUACGAUUUGAAGCGAAACUGACAAGACAGUCGUCGAUAAACUGAGUUGCUUUCCUCUUCCUGUUGACAGAUAAAAGACAUGCGACUCUCUCCCUUCACCAAGAAGACGAGACCACUAGCAACAUGGCUGGAGAAUAGGACCCAUAUUCGUUGAAGGAGGAGCAAUAAAUGCAUUUUUGGCAGCGCGGCGGGCAGCGAUACUUCUCUG
This is a messenger RNA of Toxoplasma gondii ME49, 3770 nucleotides long. RefSeq names its product mago binding protein. Gene Ontology annotation, molecular function: RNA binding. The record is from RefSeq and is a predicted model, not a curated record. Gene Ontology annotation, cellular component: cytoplasm; exon-exon junction complex. The transcript is spliced from 4 exons. Gene Ontology annotation, biological process: exon-exon junction complex disassembly. Bases 1210 to 1962 code for a protein of 250 amino acids. Lineage: Eukaryota; Apicomplexa; Conoidasida; Eucoccidiorida; Sarcocystidae.